GGUGAUUGCUCAGCCAUGGUGCAGGUCCUUGCCCACCCCAGAAGCCUUUGUUUGCUGGCUGCACUCUGUGGUCCUGCCUUGUUACUGGGUCAAGCUGUGCACGUUUGCCCUGACCGCCCAUGGCACUGCCCUCCAUGGCGGGUGCUGGGCAGGGUUUCUAACUGCAGACCUCCCUUUCUUGUCUCUGUUUCCUCCCAGCUCAAUUCCCCCCUGAACCCGGUGAGCAGCACCGAAGACGUCAAGCCUCCCCUGGGCCUCAACGGGGUUCUCAAGGUGCCCGUGCACCCGUCAUCCGCCAUGGCCUCCUUCACCAAGCACAUCUGUGCCAUCUGUGGAGACAGAUCCUCAGGUAAACAUUAUGGGGUGUACAGCUGCGAGGGCUGCAAGGGGUUCUUCAAGCGGACGGUGCGGAAGGACCUGACUUACACUUGCCGGGACAAUAAAGACUGUCUUAUCGACAAGCGCCAGCGGAACCGGUGCCAGUACUGCCGGUACCAGAAAUGCCUGGCAAUGGGCAUGAAGAGGGAAGGGAUGGAGCACCAUCCAUCCCGGCCCACAAGACUCCCUGGAAGGCAGGAGCAACCAGCUGUCCAGGAGGAGCGGCAACGAGGCAAAGAUCGCAACGAGAACGAGGUUGAGUCUACCAGCAGUGCUAACGAGGAUAUGCCGGUGGAGAAGAUCCUUGAAGCUGAACUGGCUGUGGAACCCAAGACAGAGACCUACAUUGAAGCCAACAUGGGCCUGACUCCAAAUUCGCCCAAUGACCCGGUCACCAACAUUUGCCAAGCAGCAGACAAGCAGCUGUUCACGCUGGUGGAGUGGGCCAAGAGGAUUCCCCAUUUUUCGGAGCUCCCACUGGACGACCAGGUUAUCCUGCUCCGAGCCGGCUGGAAUGAAUUGCUGAUCGCCUCCUUCUCCCACCGAUCCAUUGCAGUGAAGGAUGGGAUCCUCCUUGCAACAGGCCUCCACGUCCAUAGGAACAGUGCUCACAGCGCAGGUGUCGGGGCCAUCUUCGACAGAGUACUGACAGAACUUGUGUCGAAGAUGCGAGACAUGCAGAUGGACAAGACCGAGUUGGGGUGCCUGCGAGCUAUCGUCCUUUUCAACCCGGAUUCAAAGGGGCUUUCUAACCCUGCUGAAGUUGAGGCUCUGCGUGAAAAGGUCUAUGCGUCACUUGAGGCCUACUGCAAACAGAAAUACCCUGAGCAGCCAGGGAGGUUCGCCAAGCUGCUGCUUCGCCUUCCUGCCCUCCGGUCCAUUGGCUUGAAAUGCUUGGAGCACCUCUUUUUCUUCAAACUAAUAGGGGACACACCGAUCGACACCUUCUUGAUGGAGAUGCUGGAAGCGCCACACCAGAUGACUUAAAGGAGGCUUGGCCGUGCCAGCCGCUUUCCUCGGCCCAGCAGGCUGCCUGCCACCUGGACCUCUGCCCUGACCCAUCCUGCGGCCACCUCCCCUUUGGUGCAAGAGACGCUGCCUGUCCCCCCACCCCUCCGCCCUGCCUGGGGUAUGGUGGCACGGCUGACUUGGCCCUUUGCUGCUUCCGCAACCAGCUUGCGUCUGAGGACGACCAGCUUUUGCAGAUGGAGAAUUGCUCAAACAGCAGUCACUGCCUGCUUGCCCUGGGGACCUCCCCCCCGCCGUUGAGGCUUUGGUUUUCCCCCAGGGUCUGUCUGGGGUGCAGGAGGGUGAAUUUAUGCCAACUCCCCUGAAGAGUUUCAGGAUUCUGUAAAGCCACCUUUAAUUAGAACAAGGGAUUGUGGGAAAUGAAGCCAUGUGUCGCUGACAGGUGACCUAUAGAAGCAGGGAGGGGGUCAGCUCCACCAGUUUGCCUCCAGAGAUGGCAUUUCCUGGGCACGAGCCGGCCCCAAGGCUGCCUCUUCAAGUCAGGCAGGCAGGGCUGCGAGCCAGCCUUCGCCUCCCUUUGGCCGACCCCAGCUGCUGGAUAAAGUGUCCCCCCGCCAGCUCCUUGCACAGAGCAGCUCAGGAAUUGGGGCUUCUGGGAGCUGCUCCAUUUUUAUCCGGAGGGAGAGAGGCCUUGGGCUUGGCUGGGUGAGUCGGGCCGGGGAAAAGUGAUUUUGGGCUCACGGGAGUUGUGAUGCUGGUUUUCUGGAUCUUGGCGGGCAGCGGCUUCCCCAGCAGGAUGCUUUGCGAGCUCCAAUGGCAGGGUACAGAGAGAUGGGCUGUCUCUGGGGCUGGAAUGCCCUGGUGCAGGGCCUCCAGGGCUGGGCAUCAAGGCAGAGCCUGCCCUCGCUGGAGCCCCCUUCUUCUGCAGAGGGGAGGGACUGGCUACAACUGGCGGUCCCAUGACGGAGGAGAUGCCCGUCGCCUCUGCAUGAAUCCUGCUGUGCUUAGAAGAGGGACACGCAUAGAAAGGCAGGCUCCCCACUCUGAAAAAGAACCCUUUUGGGAAUAAAAGCAUGCCUUUUCAGUUCCCCCCCCCCCCCCAAAAGAAGGCACCAAAAGCUGCUUCAUCUGGGACAGGGUUAGGCACUUUCCAGUUUAAAUGCCUGAGACAUUGUCGCUUCCUUUGCACUGCUCUUCCCUCUUGUAACGCCCGUGUUUGCCAUGCCAAACACUUCUGUGGGCCCUUGGGGUUCGGGUCAGACGUGGCCCAUGGCUGUCGCUUUAGUGCUGGUUCGGUGGAGCUUCCCUGCACAGGCACAACCUAGCCCGGUUGCUCCUUCCAGAUGCAGAGGGGGCGCGGUUUGGCUUGGAUGUGGAUGGCAACAGCAGGACCUCUUCUGCAGGGGGGGGGGCUCCCUCAGAGACUGCCUAGCCCUAGGAGCAGAUGGGGCAGGCUCCUUGGCCCCCAGGGCUUUUUUGCAAUUCCUAACUAAGAAGCAGAAGGGAAACUCGAGCCCAGCCCGGCCCCUGCAGCGUCCUUCAAAGAAAAGGGGGGAGGCUACAGCCUGGGGGGGUCCCAAAGGCUGGGCUGGACAAAGCGGGGGAAGAAGGUCUUUAUUCCCUGCGGCUCAGCAUCGUUGAAGACACGUUUCAUUUGCGCUUGGGGUCCUCCCGGCCCCUUGGAGGCCACCGGAGCCGAAUCCCGCGGGCGCCUCGCUCCCAGCGCGGCUCUGCUCCGGCGCCCGCAGCUCCCCUGCCCGCUUCCUUCUCUCGAGAGAGGCCCGCGAAGGAGUUGGUUGACUGCGCAGGAGAGCGACUCCCCUCGGUCGGUUGAGCCCGGGCGGCUCCCUCGGGGGCGUCUGGGGCCGCGCGGGUGAGCGCCGCGAGCCCCCGGCCUCUGGGCUUAACCCGCCUCGGCGGUGCAAGCGCUUGAGAGCGGGCGCCGCGUCCCG
This is a messenger RNA of Python bivittatus (Burmese python), 3299 nucleotides long. Lineage: Eukaryota; Metazoa; Chordata; Lepidosauria; Squamata; Pythonidae. The record is from RefSeq and is a predicted model, not a curated record.